UUCACACGAUCACCAGGAAGCCUAUGUCUUGGCAUGAUAAUAUAGAAGAGCCGGCAGAUGCCAAGUUUCUGAAUCUUAUUCACCACGCAGCGCUGGAGCCAACAAAGAAAUAUUCCGAGCCACAAACUGAAAGCCAAGAAAUUGGCUGGAACACAACACCUUUGAUUGACGUGGACCGUACUGAUUGCAGACUCUACUUCCCACGCCGGAGAACCGAGAUCACUAAGUAA
Pelecanus crispus (Dalmatian pelican) is the source of this 230-nucleotide messenger RNA. NCBI's taxonomy places the organism in Eukaryota, Metazoa, Chordata, Aves, Pelecaniformes, Pelecanidae. The record is from RefSeq and is a predicted model, not a curated record.